UUGACACAUCAUUAGAAUCGUAGAAAAUCACAGUCAUUCGACACAUUUCUGACACAUUCAGCAGCUAAGAAAAUCAAAAGUCAGUCAUACUGGAUUUUUGAUUUGAAAAGCGUCGACAAUUAAUACAGCUACACCAUGGGACGUGCCAAGCCAAUAAAACGCCGCUUUCCGCGUCGUUCGCCGCCAAUCGAAAUGGAGCUGAUAACUGUCGAGGAGAUGGCCGAGCUUUUGCACUCCUGCUCGUUGAAAUCUGCAAGGGAGGAGGCGGAAAAGAAGCGCCAGCCGUAUGUGGAGGUGAACAACGACGACCACAGGUUUGGCGAAUGGAAGCUGCCCGAGGGCACAAAGUCCUCUAUGGAGAGGGCCAAAGAAAUCGUGCGGGCGCUUGAAAAAUGUCCCUACCCCAGCUACAUACAGCCGCCGCGGCCGCGCUUUCGCCAUAACCCGCUCAGCAAUUUAAAGUUCGUUCCGUUCAGCAGCGAGAGGCGAAUCUUUGACGACGUCAAGGAGGAGACUAAAGAAAUUACAAGAGCAGCACAGGAGCGUGCCGCCGGCAUUGAACCACUCUGCGAGGGAGCCGUAGGCUACGACCUGGAGUACUUCGAGGCCAGCAUGAUGAUUCAGAUGUACAAAAUUGACCGGCCUUGGGUCCGCCGUGCCCAUUACCCAUUCAAUCCAGUAUGUUUGGCGCCCAAAUUCAACGAGAACUGCAUGAGUGGCAAGAAUCGUCUGCCUUCGAAGCCCAGCAAGCCCAGCAAGCUGCUGCAGGGCACUCGGAUGAUUCGCAGCCGACGCUACGCGGCACGCAAUGUGGACACUGGUCCGAUCCUGGUGUCUCGCUACGAGAGCCCCGCCAACCAGGAGCACAUGAACAUCCAGACGCUUGAAGCUUAUUGCGGCGAAUACGACGAGCUUGAUCAGGUAUUGGAGGGGCUGCACCUGGAUACCCAUGACGAUGAUGUCGAGGACCUUCGCAUGCAGUGGAAGUGCAUUGAAGGCGAGUCCUCCGCACAGCACCACCAUCCACCUUCCUUCGCUUCUGAUGGAACUGCCCCACCGUCCGGCGACGAAGACUAACUAAUCUUUGGACAGCAGCUUCCGAGCCUUUCUCACACUACCACAAACACUCAACAGCAGAGAAAACAUCAAAACAAAGGAGCAGAAACCAACACACAAAAAAAACACCAAGCAGCAACCAAUACCAAUUCCAAUGCCAAUACAAACAGCGGCACACAAACACAAAAAGAGAAGAAAGAACUUGCCAGAAAAUAGAGUUGUCACCAAUUUAAAAUUGUUAAAAUGCAUUUGAAAUAAAUUUGAUGUAUGCCGAAUAUGCGCAC
Molecule: messenger RNA, 1340 nt
Organism: Drosophila obscura
Lineage: Eukaryota; Metazoa; Arthropoda; Insecta; Diptera; Drosophilidae
Exons: 1
Coding region: 136-1077 (313 amino acids)
Source: RefSeq, a predicted model, not a curated record